Stegodyphus dumicola is the source of this 942-nucleotide messenger RNA. RefSeq lists its product as uncharacterized. The record is from RefSeq and is a predicted model, not a curated record. NCBI's taxonomy places the organism in Eukaryota, Metazoa, Arthropoda, Arachnida, Araneae, Eresidae.
AUGAAGGAUCCUUCCGCUUCCCGUCAAGUUCUUCUUCCUCCACAUGGUCUCUUGCUCGCUCUGCUUCACGUCGCCUGGGCGUCACCUGGUUCUUCGAAUGAUGAGGAAUACGUCUCUCUCUCUCAUGCCGAUGCUACCAUCCUGGCCAGUUCCCGCAGGAAAGUGUUCAGGACCAUUCGUGAACAGCAGAAGAAAGCACGCACAGAGAAACUCCUGUCGUACCCUAACCAGGGGAAGGCAGUGGAAUGUGCUGCAGCCGCUAAGGUCAGCUCCCACUUCCUACGCGAUGGCUCCUUCACCCGGUUCGCUGACUGGCGUUUUGUCCACAGAGCGAGGCUCAAUCUCGUUCCCCUCAACGGCGUUCGGAACUUCAACAACAAUUCCCGUGGUUGCAGGAGGUGUAAUUACGAAUGUGAGACUUUACAGCACGUCCUUUGCCAUUGCAUGCGGUAUAGUCGUCUAUUCCAAAAAAGGCACAAUGACAUCGUGGACCGCAUUAAGAAGGCAGCUUCUGGACGGUGGAUCAUUAAUGCGGAGAACCACUCAUUUGCCGGUCUUUCCCUGCGCCCUGACCUCAUUUUGACAAGAGAUGGCACUUGUCUAAUUCUGGACGUCACUGUCGCGUUCGAGAACCGUCUGUCUGCAUUAAUACGCGCCCGACAAGAGAAGGAGUCUAAAUACCAGCCACUAGUGGAACGGCUCAAGGAACGCUUUAGCAAGGUACGCGUGGAGGCCAUCGUUGUAGGCGCAUUAGGCUCUUGGGAUCCCCGGAACGACAGAGUAAUCCACCGCAUAUGCUCAAGAAAGUAUGCUUCCCUCAUGAAAAAACUCAUUGUAAGCGAUACCAUCCGCACAUCAAGGGACAUCUAUGUUGAGCACCUAACUGGAGAACGGCAGAUACCGUGGCAACACAGACAAAACACGCCUCGUCCUACCAACUAA